Messenger RNA from Talaromyces rugulosus, 492 nucleotides. RefSeq lists its product as uncharacterized. Gene Ontology annotation, molecular function: carbon-sulfur lyase activity. Bases 1 to 492 code for a protein of 163 amino acids. The record is from RefSeq and is a predicted model, not a curated record. NCBI's taxonomy places the organism in Eukaryota, Fungi, Ascomycota, Eurotiomycetes, Eurotiales, Trichocomaceae. The transcript has 3 exons.
AUGCCGAUGGAACUCGAAGGCAGCUGCCAAUGUGGUGGCGUCCAAUUCCGAUUAAAGUCACAUACCCCAGUGCCAUAUCAGCUCUGUGCUUGCAGCAUCUGUCGCAAAGUCUGCGGAUACAAUGGCAGCGUUAAUCUGGGCGGAAUCGCUGAUACGCUGGAAAUCAAGCAGGGGAAAGAAUUGAUCAAAAAAUACAAAGCAAUCAAAGACCGUGGCACACCUGACGAGGAGCAAUGCUCGUCUGAGAGAAGCUUCUGCUCCGACUGUAGCACGAUGCUGUGGUUGUGGGAUCAUCACUGGCCGGAACUAAUUCACCCGUUUGCACCAGCUAUCGAUACUGAGCUGCCAGUGCCGGAUGAGAUGGUCUGUAUCAUGGACGGCUCAAAGCCGGACUAUGUGCGCUGGCCAGAGGGCAAGAAGACGGUCCAUGAGUUAUAUGGCAAUGAUAGCUUGGAGGGGUGGCAUAAACAGCAUGAGCUUUACGUUAAAUAG